This is a messenger RNA of Papilio machaon (common yellow swallowtail), 1271 nucleotides long. RefSeq names its product acyl-coenzyme A diphosphatase NUDT19. Lineage: Eukaryota; Metazoa; Arthropoda; Insecta; Lepidoptera; Papilionidae. The record is from RefSeq and is a predicted model, not a curated record. The transcript has 5 exons. Gene Ontology annotation, molecular function: hydrolase activity, acting on acid anhydrides, in phosphorus-containing anhydrides. Gene Ontology annotation, cellular component: mitochondrion. The coding region runs from base 54 to 1127 and encodes 357 amino acids.
UUUAGCUCUGUAGAUGGUGGUUUUAGUGCUUUACGUUUUGUUUUGUAGCAAUAAUGAAAAGGGCAAUGCAGAAAUGUUGGCGUGAUUCUGCCACCUUAAUAGUUGCUACCAAAAGAAAUCAAAACAUUACACCUGUGAAUAGAGAAACAGGUAAUUGUAACUACGACAUCUUGUUACAGACUCGAACGCAUAACGCGUCAUUCCCGAAUAGUGUGGUGUUCCCGGGCGGCGUUUGUGAGGCCGCCGACGGAGACGAGGAGUGGUACAAACAUCUCCGUACCUUUGGCUACACGGAUAACGAUUUUAAAAGUUUUCAUCGCAUUGGCAGUCCAUUAACGCCUUUAUUUGAAAAUAAUCCAAUUCAAAGGCAUGUCUCCCUGAGAAUAACUGCAAUAAGGGAGACAUUUGAAGAGCUAGGACUCCUUAUAUGCAGUCAGAGUCAUAAAUCUGAAAAGGGAAAUGAUUGGGCGUCACUCCUAGAUAAUGAUGAUCUAAAACAUUGGCGGGAAAGGGUAAGCAAAAACCCAGCGGAUUUAUUAACUCUCUGUAAGGAAUAUAAGUGUUAUCCAGAUAUAUGGGCUUUGCACUAUUGGAGUAAUUGGCUUACACCUGUCAACCAACCAAAGAGAUUUGAUGCAGCUUUCUUUGUAACUGCUUUAGAAAGUAAACCUUCAAUAUACAGUAAUUCUGAAGUAGUUAAUGUAAAGUGGUUGACACCGACAGAAAUAUUAAAGCUCAGUAGUAAAGCUGAAGUAAUACUUUAUCCACCUCAGGCGUAUGAGUUUAGCAGAUUAUCAUAUCUACCUGAUAUUAAUGAAUUGUUAACAUUUGCAAAGAAAAGAAGUUCUCAGGGUAACAUAUUAUUUUACCCUGUGCCUAUUCAAGCUAAGGAUGGCAUGAUUCAAUUGCUACCAGGUGACUAUCUGUACCCGUCCGAUGUAGAUUUCAACACUCAAAGUAGUCCUAAAAAAGAUAAAACUAUAUUGGAACUAAGAGAUAAUAACCAAUCACUCCAUAGAGUCGAAGUGACAAAGUCGAGAAGAGAAAUAAUUAUACAAAAUUAUCAUCCUAUAAACCAUAUCACUAUGAAUAACUUGAUUAUACCAUUUCCUUCAAUAACUGCUUGAAAAGUAAGUACUCAGAUAAGUGUAUACAGUUUAACGCUAGCUACAGGCCUCAUUACAUAUAGACAAUAGUAAUAAUAGGUUCAAACAGUACGUCCAUAUUCAAGAAGAAAUAAAAAUGGCGGGCUUGGGACAUACAUGGCCUAA